This is a messenger RNA of Eupeodes corollae, 1196 nucleotides long. Its product is annotated as 23 kDa integral membrane protein-like. NCBI's taxonomy places the organism in Eukaryota, Metazoa, Arthropoda, Insecta, Diptera, Syrphidae. Gene Ontology annotation, cellular component: membrane. The coding region runs from base 188 to 868 and encodes 226 amino acids. The record is from RefSeq and is a predicted model, not a curated record. The transcript is spliced from 6 exons.
UUUUGCAGCGCUGCCGCUGCCACUGCCACUUCUUGGAAGGAACCAGUUUCUUUUGCUUCGACAUCAGGUUUUAGAUUUUAUAGUAUUCAGUUAUAUUUUGAACGUCGAAGUGGAAGUGGUUGUUGAAACUUAAGAGAAGUGUGAAAUUUUGUGUUUAAAGAUAAAUUGAAAAUUACUUAUUUUCGAAAUGGAUUGCGGAACAUCGAUGGUGAAAUAUAUUUUAUUCCUCUUCAACACAUUAUGUUCGAUAUGUGGAAUUCUAUUGGUUAUUUUUGGAUCACUGUUACUAAAUGAUAUUUCGCUCCACAAAAACCUUAAAGAUACUGUUGCUGCCCAACAGAUUCCCGUAGCACUUAUAGCUAUUGGGUCAGUUAUUCUCUUGGUUUCAUUCUUCGGAUGCUGCGGAGCUAUAAGGGAAUCAUAUUGCAUGUCCAUGAUAUACUCGGUUUCCCUUCUAAUUUUGCUUAUCGUGCAAAUUGUUGCCUUUGUCUUUUUCUGGAUAAAUAAACAACAAUUUGUAAAUUCAAUGGGCAAGAUCGUUGACAAGGCAUGGGAAGAGCGCACAUAUGAAGCUGACUUUAUGGAUGCCAUUCAAGUUGGAUUAAAAUGCUGCGGUAAAAAUGGUCCAAUUGAUUAUGUAACAACACUAUCGCUGCCACGAACAUGCUGUGAAAACACUGACUGCUCGAAUCCAUUGAAUACUUAUAUUUCAGGUUGCAGAUCUAAAAUGACUGAGUUAUGGUCAGAAAAGAGUGAAAUUAUUAAGAUUGCUGGAUUAGUAAUUGUAGGAGUUGAGCUUGUUGGUUUUAUAUUUGGCUGCUGUCUGGCCAACAACAUUCGCAACUAUAAACGCAGGGCGGCCUACUAAAUGAUAAUAUCAUGAACUUUUGUACAAAAUGCUAGAAGCAUUCCAAAUUAAAUAAACACAACUACAAAAAAAAAGAAGCAACCGAAAUGAUUGUUUAACGAUGCGAAUACGAUUCGAAUUGUUCAUAAUCGUGUAUACAACAACAUUUUCUCAUUCAUUUAUAAGAUUUUUGAUACAUUUUUUCUUGAAAAAUAAAAAUUCAAACAAUAAACUUUAUUAAACAAUAAAUUUUUAUAUAUUAUGUAUGAUAAGUUAUUACGAUAAUAUAUAUUUACAAUGUUAUUAAAAUAAUAUAUGUAUAUGAAUUUAAUAAGUACACUCCGAUAAA